This is a messenger RNA of Neurospora hispaniola, 1140 nucleotides long. RefSeq names its product S-adenosyl-L-methionine-dependent methyltransferase. Gene Ontology annotation, molecular function: methyltransferase activity. The transcript has 5 exons. The record is from RefSeq and is a predicted model, not a curated record. The coding region runs from base 1 to 1140 and encodes 379 amino acids. Lineage: Eukaryota; Fungi; Ascomycota; Sordariomycetes; Sordariales; Sordariaceae.
AUGAGUUCCAGCGCGCAAAGCCCCCGAAGCCCCAAGAGCCCCCAGAGCCCCACGGGCAAGGCGACCUCGCCGGCACCCGCAACUUCCCCGGCACCCGCAACUUCUUCGGGCCCGCUCAGCGCCGAGGCGCAGGAUGCAGCUGGCAUUCUUCCUGCAACGCACUGGACAGAGCAACCGCUUCCCGAAGAGGAUGUUGACGAUGGGGCAUCUAGCCUCGGUUCAUUCAACUCCACCACAGCUUCCCUAAGCUCGAGCAUUUUCCAAUAUCGUGAAGUUCACGGGAGAACAUAUCAUGCCGAAAUGGGUAGCGCCGAGGCAUGGCAGCCCAAUGAUGAACGCCACGUUGAUGCGAUGGAGAUUAUGCAUCACGCUAUGAUGGUACAACUGGGAGGGAAGCUCUUCUUGUCGCCUCUCGACAAAAAGAAGGUUCAGAAGGUCCUGGAUGUUGCGACGGGUUCAGGCCUGUGGGCGAUCGACUUUGCCGACGAAUUCCCCAAUGCUGAAGUUAUAGGGACUGAUGUCUCGCCUAUCCAACCUUCUUGGGUACCCCCGAACGUGAAGUUUGAGCUGGAGGAUUGCAACCAAGAAUGGACUUGGCCCGAGGAUACAUUCGACUUCAUCAACCUACGUUUACUCUCAGGCAUUGUUAGUGAUUGGGAUGCCCUCUUUAGGAACGCUUUUCGAGUCGCCAAGCCUGGAGGCUAUGUGGAGAGUUAUGGUACGGGAGCUCAUAUUAUGACUGACGAUGGAACAGUGAAGGAAGGUAGUGCUCUUGACCAAUGGAUGAGAGUUUUUAAAGAGGGUGGUAAAAGGCUCGGAAGAACGUUUGCGUUAAUCGAAGAGGAUAUCCAACGAAAGGGAAUGGAGGCAGCUGGGUUUACCGAUAUUCAGUUCAAGGACAUUCAAGUCCCCUUUGGUGGAUGGCACCCCGAGAAGGAUGUAGCGGAAAGGGGUAUUUGGUGGAAGAUGGCCAUUGAGGCGGAUCUUGAAGGCUGGGUCAACUACAUCUGGAACAACGUCCUUGGUUGGACACCGGAUGAAGCGAAGGCUUUUACUCGUCACGUAAAAAGGGAUAUGAAUAAUCCCAACAUCCACGCGUAUUUCAUGGCACGUGUUGUAUGGGGUCGUAAGCCGGAAUAG